AUGGUAUGCAAAACCGUUCAACCUUCUAAGUUGACUUGCGACGAGUCGGCGUGUUGCGAUCUGGCUACCUUGCCUCUAGAGUCGGCGCUCAAGGCUCCCUGGACUUUCCUUCAACCCACGGUAGAUCUCAACAACACCGCACAAGCUUCAGUCUCCCUUUAUCUGGAUCCUCUGGCACUCUCGGUCAGCAACUCCCAAUGUGCCCGACAGCGCCGAGAUAGGAAGAGGAAACGGACUGGUAAUGAUCAGAGCUUCGCUGGCCAUGCCCUGCAGUUGCGGCAGUUAUACGUGAAGGGGUUUACUCAUGAUCAAGUGUGGCAACAGGCCGCUCGAAUCUUCGAUUCCACCUUCAGUGAAAUUGAGCGUGAUCGCACCUGCUAUCUCGAGGUCGCAGAACAACGCUCUGCCGAAUGGGAAACUCCACCGGUACUAGUCUCCAAUCCUGCAUCCCAAGAUGCUUUUUCGGACUCUUUUGACUCCGUCGACCAAUCGCAAAGUGACAGAGGUGACUUGAGUUCAGACGACACUGGCUCGGCGACCGCGACUUCUCAUUCGCCUUCAAACUAUGGUUCCGAGGUCGAAGGAACGGAUUAUGGACAGUCAGGCGAUGAGUCUAUGCUACGUGAAAGCCAGGAUGAUCAGAGCAAUGGAGGGUUCUAUGUCGAAGAUGCUUUUGGCUUAAAUGACGGUUUUUUCUCUAUUGACGAAUUCAACAAGCAAUCCGAACAACUCGAAAGACAAGAUGCCAGGGGCGAAGCUCAUGACGGUGCGGAUAGUGACGAAGAAGAAAUUGACUGGCAUACAAAUCCGUUUGACUUCGCCGAUCCUGCGUUGGACCGGAAGAGAAGCUCGGCAACAGCAGCGCCCAACAAGGACGGAAAUGAUAGCAUGGAUGACAGCGAAGAUGACGGGCCGACUUUUGAUAAUAUGGAUAUUCAUGGUGGUUCAGAUUUGGAGGACGACGAAAUACAUGCUGCUCCAGGAGCGCCAAGUUGGGUCAACACCAGCGACAUCAAAUAUGAUGAUUUCUUUGCGCCACCUCCAAGAAAAGCUUCAAAGAAGAAGUCGCGUUCACUUCCGAAAACGCAGCCAAUCGAUAAUGUUUCCGAUGGUGAUAUUGACCGAGCCAUGGCCGAUGUUCGACGAGAUCUUUUUGAGGAUGAAAUCUCAGAAGACGACGGAGACGUUUCUGGGGACGAUCGCCCAUCGCAAAGCCACUAUUCUAGCCACGAAAAGCAACGUGCCCGAAUCGCCGACGAGAUCCGCCGUUUGGAGGCAGCCAAUGUCGCUAAGAAGGAGUGGAUGGUCAGUGGUGAAGCUCGAGCGAUCGAAAGACCUGUCAAUUCCCUCAUCGAAGAGGACCUAGACUUUGAGCGCAUAGGCAAGCCUGUUCCCGUUGUCACAGCUGAGUUGACAAGUAGUAUUGAGGACUUGAUCAAGCAGCGAAUUCUUGCGAAACAGUUUGAUGAAUUAAUACGCCGCCGUCCUGGACUUACCGAAAAGACGCCUGCAGAGCGAUCGAGGCUCGAGCUUGAGGAUACUAAACCACAACAGAGUCUCGCUGAACUUUACGAGACUGAUCAUCUACGAUCAACCGAUCCUAACUAUGUCGACCCCAAGAACCAGAAAUUGUUGCGGGAGCAUGCUAAUGUUACCACCCUUUGGGAGAACAUAAGCUCUCAGUUAGAUACACUCUCUAAUUGGCAUUACAAGCCAAAGGCACCACACGCAACCAUCAGCGUGGUUACUGAUGUGGCGACUAUCACCAUGGAAGACGCUCAGCCGACAACCAGCAAUGCAAUCAAUGGGCCGGUAGCACUUGCCCCACAGGAGAUUUAUGCCCCUGGAGAUGAUGGCAAAGUGUCCGGAGAGGUGAAUCUGAGAAACGGCGUAUCAAUCGCUAGGGAAGAGAUGAACCGUGAACAGAAGGCCAGACUGAGGCGUGAGCGCAAAAAACAGAAUCACGCCUCGACAACAAGCAAGCAACAAUCUGGGAAAGUGGCAGAAGCCCAGAAACUCAUAUCUGAUCUCAAGAGGGGUGGAGUCAAGAUUAUCGGGAAACAAGGUGAAGUUACCGAUAUUCAAGGCAAUAAAAUUGGGGAAGAUGCGAAGGACAAAAGCUAUGGAUUGAAAUUGUAG
Aspergillus aculeatus ATCC 16872 is the source of this 2139-nucleotide messenger RNA. Its product is annotated as rRNA-processing protein MPP10. NCBI's taxonomy places the organism in Eukaryota, Fungi, Ascomycota, Eurotiomycetes, Eurotiales, Aspergillaceae. The record is from RefSeq and is a predicted model, not a curated record. Bases 1 to 2139 code for a protein of 712 amino acids. Gene Ontology annotation, biological process: rRNA processing. The transcript has a single exon. Gene Ontology annotation, cellular component: small-subunit processome; Mpp10 complex; sno(s)RNA-containing ribonucleoprotein complex.